Molecule: messenger RNA, 789 nt
Organism: Pseudomassariella vexata
Lineage: Eukaryota; Fungi; Ascomycota; Sordariomycetes; Amphisphaeriales; Pseudomassariaceae
Product: 3-oxoacyl-reductase
Exons: 2
Coding region: 1-789 (262 amino acids)
Molecular function (GO): oxidoreductase activity, acting on the CH-OH group of donors, NAD or NADP as acceptor
Source: RefSeq, a predicted model, not a curated record
AUGGCAAAAGUUGACAAUGAGAUUAAAGGACGCCUGGCCCUCAUAACAGGAGCCUCUGGCGGUAUUGGCGCCGCAUGCGCUCGCGACCUCUGGACCCAAGGCGCAUCACUGGCCCUGACAUGCUUCAAGAACCGCGCGUCGGUAGACUCGCUCGUGUCAGAACUGACCUCCAGUGGAAAGGGUGCAAGUGACGACGAUAGCCGCGAAAUCUCAGUGCAUAUCGUGGACACGGGUUCAGCGCAGGACAUCGAACGGCUGUUUGAAGAGCUCAAACACUCGCAUAAACAAAGCGGCCCGGACAUCCUAGUCUCUAACGCAGGCUACGGGAAGCGGAUCCCCAACAUCCUCGACAUCGAGCUGGAUGAGUUCGAUUACACGCUCAACAUCAACCUGCGCGCUUCGUUCCUGCUCACGAAACUGAGCAUCCCGCAUAUGGAGGCUCAGCAUUGGGGGAGGGUGAUUUUCAUCAGUUCCAUUGCGGCCAUUGGAGGGGGUAUCAAUGGGUGUCAUUAUGCGGCGAGCAAGGCUGGGCUUACGGGCAUGAUGCGGAAUUUGGCUGCGAAGCAGGCCGGGUCGGGAAUCACCGUGAAUGAUAUCGCGCCGGCUAUGAUUGGGGAGACGGGCAUGAUUCCUGACGAGAGAGCGGUCCGGGGCACGCCGGGCGAUGUGAACAACAUCCCGGUGGGCAGGCUAGGGACGCCGCAAGAGUGCGCCAAUGUGGUGACGAUGCUGUGUAAGACGGGAUACAUGACUGGACAGAGUAUCUUGCUGAGUGGCGGCUUGAAAUAA